This is a messenger RNA of Clupea harengus (Atlantic herring), 530 nucleotides long. Its product is annotated as heat shock factor-binding protein 1-like protein 1. Gene Ontology annotation, cellular component: nucleus; cytosol. Gene Ontology annotation, biological process: cellular heat acclimation. The record is from RefSeq and is a predicted model, not a curated record. NCBI's taxonomy places the organism in Eukaryota, Metazoa, Chordata, Actinopteri, Clupeiformes, Clupeidae. Gene Ontology annotation, molecular function: transcription corepressor activity.
CAUGAUCAAAAGACGUUUGGGACCUGUGUGGGUGUGAACACGAGAAGCGAGAAGUUCCUGUUUCUUCCUCAGGUCAAAACUGUUUAAUGUUGCAAAGAGCUCUCCUAAGAUACAGACAUAACAAAGGACCCACAUGCAAACACUAUGGAUAAACCUAAACCACAAGCAGCACAAGACUUAACACCAGUGAUGGAAACCACUAUGCAGAAACUAAAUGAGAAGUUCCAAGCUAUGUCUGAUAAAAUUUUGUCAAGAAUGGAAGAAAUGGGAUCGCGCAUCGAUGACUUGGAAGACAAUGUGGCUGACCUAAUGAGACAAUCAGGAAUGGAUGAAUGUCAAACAGCAGAGGAGACGCCUCCCAAGAGACAGUGAUGGAAUACUCACCAGCAGACAACCCGGAAAAGAACUCUACCUCUCAUGCAAUACCAAACAUAAGUGCAUUAUCAGAAAAGACAUCCAUAUUAUUUUUCGUUCAUUUUUUACAUUUUAUUUUGUAUCGAAUGAAAUAAAUACUGGCAGAAAGAACCAAA